This is a messenger RNA of Triplophysa rosa, 1415 nucleotides long. Its product is annotated as gastrula zinc finger protein XlCGF57.1-like. Gene Ontology annotation, molecular function: DNA-binding transcription factor activity; RNA polymerase II cis-regulatory region sequence-specific DNA binding. The transcript has a single exon. Gene Ontology annotation, biological process: regulation of transcription by RNA polymerase II. The record is from RefSeq and is a predicted model, not a curated record. NCBI's taxonomy places the organism in Eukaryota, Metazoa, Chordata, Actinopteri, Cypriniformes, Nemacheilidae. Bases 72 to 1406 code for a protein of 444 amino acids.
CUGGAGAGCGCCCAUACACAUGUGUUCAGUGUGGAAAGAGUUACACAUUAAAACAUACUCUUCAAGCUCACAUGAGAGUUCACACUGGAGAGCGCCCAUACACAUGUGUUCAGUGUGGAAAGAGUUACACAUUAAAACAUAAUCUUCAAGCUCACAUGAGAGUUCACACUGGAGAGCGCCCAUACACAUGUGUUCAGUGUGGAAAGAGUUUCACAGAUAAAAGAAAUCUUGAUGUCCACAUGAGAACUCACACUGGAGAGCGUCCAUACACAUGUGUUCAGUGUGGAAAGAGUUUCGCAGAUAAAAGAAAUCUUGAUAUCCACAUGAGAGUUCACACUGGAGAGCGACGAUACUGGUGUGUUCACUGUGGAAAGAGUUUCAUACGAAAAAACAUUCUUGAUGUCCACAUGAGAACUCACACUGGAGAGCGUCCAUACACAUGUCCUCAGUGUGAAAAGAGUUUCAUACGAAAAAACCAUCUUGAUAUCCACAUGAGAACUCAUACCGGAGAGCGUCCAUACACCUGUUCUCAGUGUGGAAAGAGUUUCACACAAAAAAAUAGUCUUGAUGUCCACAUGAGAGUUCACAAUGGAGAGCGUCCAUACACCUGUUCUCAGUGUGAAAAGAGUUUCACACAAAAAAGAAGUCUUGAUGUCCACAUGAGAGUUCACAAUGGAGAGCGUCCAUACACCUGUUCUCAGUGUGGAAAGAGUCUCGCAAAUAAAAGAAAUCUUGAGAACCACAUGAUGACUCAUACUGGAGAGCGUCCAUACACCUGUUCUCAGUGUCGAAAGAGUUUCACAGAUAAAAGAAAUCUUGAUACCCAUAUGAGAAGUCAUACUGGAGAAUGUCCAUACACCUGUUCUCAGUGUGGGAAGAGUUUCACACAAAAACACAGUCUUGAUACCCACAUGAGAAUUCACACUGGAGAACGUCCAUACACCUGUUCUCAGUGUGGAAAGAGUUUCACACAAAAAAAAAGUCUUGAUAUCCACAUGAGAACCCACACUGGAGAACGACCAUACACCUGUGUUCAGUGUGGAAAGAGUUUCAUACAAAAAAACAGUCUUGAUAUCCACAUAAGAUGUCACACUGGAGAGCGCCCGUACACCUGUUCUCAGUGUCGAAAAAGUUUCAUACGAAAAAACAGUCUUGAUGUCCACAUAAGAUGUCACACUGGAGAACGCCCGUACACAUGUCCUCAGUGUGAAAAGAGUUUCACACACAAACACAGUCUUGAUAUCCACAUGAUGACUCACACUGGAGAGCGCCCAUACACCUGUUCUCAGUGUGGAAAGAGUUUCACAGAUAAAAUAAAUCUUGAUACCCACAUGAGAAUUCACACUGGAGAGCGUCCAUACAGCUGUUUUAAGUGCGAAAAGGGUUUUAAACAUACACAUUCUUGAUGUUCACAC